AUGGCAGAGUCAGAGCUCGCCCCCAAGUUUGCCCCCUUUAUUGGGAUGGCCGGAAUUGCAGCUGCAAUGAUCUUCGGAUGUAUCGGAGCUGCCUACGGCACAGCGAAGUCUGGCAUUGGCAUUGCUGGUGUCGGUACCUUUCGACCAGAUCUCAUCAUGAAGUGUCUGAUUCCAGUCGUCAUGUCCGGUAUCAUCGCCGUCUACUCACUAGUCAUCUCAGUCCUAAUCGCUGAGGAUCUCGACCCUUCCAAGAACUACAGCUUGUUUUCGGGCUUUAUGCAUCUCGGAUGUGGUAUUGCAGUCGGCAUGACUGGUCUUGCCGCUGGUUACUGUAUCGGAAUCGUUGGCGACACCGGUGUUCGUGCUUAUAUGGAACAGUCCAGGAUUUUCGUCGGCAUGGUCCUGAUUCUCAUUUUCGGCGAAGUUCUCGGUCUCUACGGCCUCAUCGUUGCCCUGAUUCUUAACACCAAGAGCAAGGGUUAA
Molecule: messenger RNA, 483 nt
Organism: Fusarium pseudograminearum CS3096
Lineage: Eukaryota; Fungi; Ascomycota; Sordariomycetes; Hypocreales; Nectriaceae
Exons: 6
Coding region: 1-483 (160 amino acids)
Biological process (GO): proton transmembrane transport
Cellular component (GO): proton-transporting V-type ATPase, V0 domain
Molecular function (GO): proton-transporting ATPase activity, rotational mechanism
Source: RefSeq, a predicted model, not a curated record